Molecule: messenger RNA, 678 nt
Organism: Glycine soja
Lineage: Eukaryota; Viridiplantae; Streptophyta; Magnoliopsida; Fabales; Fabaceae
Exons: 2
Coding region: 1-678 (225 amino acids)
Source: RefSeq, a predicted model, not a curated record
AUGUCAUACCCAAUAGGAUAUGCUGCCAACCCACACGGAAAUAAGCUUAUCUACAAUGAACUGGCUUAUGACAAGGACAUUUUGGCUGCUGAAUUUAACAAAUGCUAUCAUUCAUUAACAGACAUAGACGAUGCUAAACUUGGAGAACCUAACGAUGGUUAUGACGAAAUCACCAUCCCAGAUGAGUUUCUUAUCAAGGACUUUCAAGAUCCUAUCCAGGCAAUUGUUGAAGCAACAUAUCCAGACUUAUUACAGAACUAUAGCAAUGGAAAUUUCUUGCAAAAAAGAGUUGUUCUAGCCUCUACGAAAGAUGUUAUUGACAAAAUAAAUGACUAUGUCCUAUCUUUGAUUCCUAGUGAGGAGAAAGAGUAUUGUAGUGCUGAUAGUGUUGAUAAAUCUUAUGAACUACUCAGUCCUGCUUUCGGAGUACUAACACCUGAAUUUCUAAACUCAUUGAAAACAUCAGGAAUACCUAAUCACAAGCUCAAAAUCAAGGUUGGUACUCCCAUCAUACUACUACGAAAUUUGGACCAAGCUGAUGGGUUAUGCAAUGGAACUAGACUUAUUGUUACAAGGCUUGGUUCAAAUGUGGUUGAAGCAGAGAUUAUUACUGGACCCAAUAUAUGUCAUAGGACAUACAUACCAAGAAUGAAUUUGUCUCCUUCUGAUUCUCCAUGA